Messenger RNA from Paramacrobiotus metropolitanus, 645 nucleotides. RefSeq lists its product as uncharacterized. Gene Ontology annotation, molecular function: protein binding. Bases 108 to 527 code for a protein of 139 amino acids. The record is from RefSeq and is a predicted model, not a curated record. The transcript is spliced from 4 exons. NCBI's taxonomy places the organism in Eukaryota, Metazoa, Tardigrada, Eutardigrada, Parachela, Macrobiotidae.
CCGUAAAAACAGUAGCGCAACUUCAACUAAGUACUUUGUUCUUUGGUUCAAACACAUAUGCUUUGAAUUAUCUGGAGCACACAUCAUACGAGUAUAAGUCUUUCUGGAUGGGUUUGUGCGAAGACAAUUCGGUAUUGGCUUCACGAAUAGACGCAUCGGUAUGGCACGCUAUUGGCCAGACAGUAGCAUGCCGACAAAAGGUCAACUCGGUAUACUCAAGGAACAUCGAUGUGCAUAAGAACGCUCAAGGAGAGUUUCCCGCGCUUGGCUUCUUCUUGGUGUGCUCCGGGCCUUCCGGCUAUCCGAAAUCCGAUACUUGGGCGUGCCAAGCGACUUUAGAACUUCGUCUGCUACCGUGGAAUGCGCGAACCCAUCUGUUCUGCAAGAAUGGAGAUAAUAUGGGAUACAGACACUAUAUUUCGAUGGAGACGCUACUGGAUCCGGCGAAAGGUUACAUCAAUCCCCAUGAUUUCUCGCUGAGACUGCAAAUUCAACUGACCGCUGACCUUCCGACAGGAGUGGAAUAAAUGCAACACGCAGAUGUAUGGUUGACGAAAAGAGAUGGAAGAAAUAAUUACAAUGAAAUUGCUUGCGCUUUGACUUUCGGGUUGGAGAGUGGAUCGUAGCAGAGUUUCAUUCUUCCGU